This is a messenger RNA of Zingiber officinale, 2297 nucleotides long. RefSeq names its product two-component response regulator-like PRR95. Gene Ontology annotation, cellular component: nucleus. Gene Ontology annotation, biological process: cytokinin-activated signaling pathway; phosphorelay signal transduction system; regulation of flower development. The coding region runs from base 165 to 2039 and encodes 624 amino acids. The transcript has 8 exons. The record is from RefSeq and is a predicted model, not a curated record. Gene Ontology annotation, molecular function: protein binding. NCBI's taxonomy places the organism in Eukaryota, Viridiplantae, Streptophyta, Magnoliopsida, Zingiberales, Zingiberaceae.
GCCCCCACGAAAAUCGAAGGGUCGAGACGCCGAGAGCCUGAGAUGAAGAUAUUUUCCUGCGGCGGAGGAGCGGAUCGCUGCGGUGUAGCUUACCGCACCUUUUCGUGAAGGGCGAGAAGAAGGCGUGCGUCGACCGAAAAGCGAGAUCAACAGUCGGAGUCGAAAUGGAGCGAGGAGGGAAGGCUUGCGAAACGGCGAUGGCGGUGGUGGUAGCAAGUGGGGAUGAGGAGGUAGAGGAUAUGGAGGCGAGAGAGGACAGCAAAGGAGAGGAGCUGCGAUGGGAGAAGCUCCUGCCGAGGAUGCCGGUGAGAGUGCUGCUCGUCGAAGGGGAUGAUUCCACUCGGCAGAUCAUCGCGGCGCUGCUCAGGAAGUGUAGCUACAGAGUUGCUGCAGCAUCAGAUGGCUUGAAGGCAUGGGAUACCUUGAAGGAUAAACACCAUAAUAUUGACCUUGUUCUUACUGAAGUUGACUUGCCAUUAAUUUCAGGCUUUGGCCUUCUGACCAUGAUAAUGGACCAUGACCAAUGCAAGAAUAUUCCAGUAAUAAUGAUGUCUUCACAUGAUUCUAUGAGCAUUGUUUUCAAAUGCAUGUUAAGAGGUGCCGCAGAUUUUCUUAUUAAGCCGAUCCGCAAGAAUGAACUUAGGAACUUGUGGCAACAUGUCUGGAGAAGGCAAAUUGUAAGUGGAUUCAAUAGUACACAUGAAAUUCAAGACAUUUGUGAGGUAACUCAUAAUCUGAAAUCUCAUUCUGGUAGAAGAGAAUAUACAACUGAGACUGUUGUUAGUGUACACACAAAUAAACUAUCGAGCGAGCAGGAGAGUGAUGCACAUAGUUCUUGUACAAGGUCUGACAUGGAAGCUGAAAGUGCACGCAAGAAAUUGGAGAUCAAGCUGCCAAUCACAGUAAGUGCAUCCAUGAAUCAGAACGGACCCGAUUCACAACUUCUUGGUGUAUUCAGUCAUGAAAAUGCAGAUCUUGUGAACAAAACUGUUGAUUCAAUACACACCAGACCUUUUUACUGCAACAAGAUCAACAAUGAAACUCAGUGUCCUAAACCUCAUCUCGACAAAACUCCAAAGGAUAUCGAGUUGUUCCAAAACGAUACAUGCAAGUCGAGUCUUGUGCCUCAUUUAGAGCUCCCUUUGAAAAGAUACGAGGAGCCAUUAUCAGACAAGAAAGAUUGUGAGCAAUCCAGUGCGUGGAACCAUUCGAGCAUGUCAGCCUUCUCACAGUACAACCGAAAAACAGUGACAUCAACCUUGUUGCAGCAAAAGAAUCUAGGAUCUGAAAGCAAUGGACUUGAGUCUACUGAUCUUCUGAAACAUCAGGAAUCCAGAAUAAAUGUUGAAGAGACUAAUUCGCCUUCUGUGGGAUCUUCAGCUCAUGAUGGAAGAGCAGUACAAUGCAAUCCUGUUCGAGUUAUUCCGGUUUCUUUUCGUGACACGUCUUUAAGAAUGUUCUAUUCACAGUCAGGGCAACAAACCCUUUGGAGUUCCAGUUCACCAAUAUUGCUGGAAGCAGCAAAACCCACAAACUCUUCACGACAAGAAAAUCUCAACCCUGUGCAAGCUGACACUAACGAGAAGAAUGGUAUAAGCUCAUCUUGCAGUUUGGCAGAAAAGAAGGAUGAAAUUAUGGAGCACGACGAACAGAGGCAUGUUCCAUCAGCAGUAGGAGAGAGUGGUGGUAGCAGCACAUGCAAUAGUAGCAUUAAUAAUCUCAAUGGCAGUGAAUGUGCCAGUGGAAUUGCCGGUGUCGGAGACAUUCGUACGAUGAAUGUUUCUUGGCCCAUAAAUGACGAGUGCAAAGAUGGAACAAAGCCGGCAGAUUGCCAACGUUUAACCCAAAGAGAAAUAGCCUUGACCAAAUUCCGUUUGAAGAGGAAGGAAAGAUGCUUUGAGAAGAAGGUUCGAUAUCAGAGCAGAAAAUUACUUGCAGAACAGCGUCCUCGCGUGAAGGGGCAAUUUGUUAGACAGGAGAAGAUCAAGCCUCAACCAGUAUUAGUGGGUGCCUUUCAAUGUAAUUCAGCUGCUAGAUAACUUGGCAUUGGAAGGGAGAAACUAUAUCAUCAUUAUGAGAGAACUUAUCUCCCAAGGUAAAUGUUUAACACACGUAGCUGCACUAACAUAAUGUAAAUAAUGAAACAGAUUUGCUUUAAGAUUCCGAUCUGCUUCUUAUGCCUCGUUUUCUCCUGUUUGAGAUCCACUUUUGUCAGCAAAUUUCUGCAAGGUAUGUAACCUCUGCAAUACACUGUUUAUCAUCUGUUCAAUUAGACCUUCUGUGUUUGUUGUAGAUAA